Dendrobium catenatum is the source of this 522-nucleotide messenger RNA. RefSeq names its product threonine dehydratase 1 biosynthetic, chloroplastic-like. Gene Ontology annotation, biological process: L-threonine catabolic process. Lineage: Eukaryota; Viridiplantae; Streptophyta; Magnoliopsida; Asparagales; Orchidaceae. Gene Ontology annotation, molecular function: threonine deaminase activity. The transcript is spliced from 4 exons. Bases 1 to 522 code for a protein of 173 amino acids. The record is from RefSeq and is a predicted model, not a curated record.
AUGGGAAGAGUUGAUCCGAAGGCUUGCAAAAAAUUCAAAGAGCAAUUCAGAGUUGAAGGGAAGGCGAGGGAUAUGUUUGAAGAGAAAAGAAGCAUUCUAGAACCAGCUGGUGCUCUUUCUUUAGCUGGGGCAGAAGCUUACUGCCGAUAUUAUGGUUUGAAGGGUGAAGCAGUUGUUGCUAUAACAAGUGGGGCUAACAUGAAUUUUGAUAGACUUAGAUUAGUAACUGAACUUGCUGAUGUUGGACAGAAACGAGAAGCUGUUCUUGCGACUUAUCUACGUGAGGAACCUGGAAGUUUUAAACAGUUUUGUGAAUUGGUUGGUCGAGUAAAUAUAACAGAAUUUAAGUAUCGAUACAAUUCCUGUAAAGAGGAAGCUCUUGUUCUGUACAGCGUUGGGGUUCACGCUGUCUCUGAACUUGAAGACAUGAUAAAGCGAAUGGUGGAUGCAAAACUUAAAACCAUAAAUCUGAUCAAUAAUGACUUGGCAAAGGACCACCUUCGACACCUUGUAUGGUUCUAG